Messenger RNA from Elgaria multicarinata webbii, 1148 nucleotides. RefSeq names its product POP7 homolog, ribonuclease P/MRP subunit (gene POP7). The transcript has 2 exons. Gene Ontology annotation, biological process: tRNA 5'-leader removal. Gene Ontology annotation, molecular function: nucleic acid binding. The coding region runs from base 88 to 474 and encodes 128 amino acids. The record is from RefSeq and is a predicted model, not a curated record. Gene Ontology annotation, cellular component: ribonuclease MRP complex; nucleus; nucleolar ribonuclease P complex. Lineage: Eukaryota; Metazoa; Chordata; Lepidosauria; Squamata; Anguidae.
UGGAAGGUGGGAGUGCGCGCGCAGCCUCCUCUCCCUUCCCCCCCCCCGCAGCUGCCUUCUGUGGGAUCCCGCUUGCCGAGAGCCGCCAUGUCUGAGCCAUCCCCCCCGACGGAGACGGAGUACGCCCUGCGCCGCCGCCUGCCCCGCCGUUUGCCCCGGCGCCGGAGCGACAUCUACGUCAACAUGAAGACGGACUUCAAGGCCCAGCUGAGCCGCUGCCAGAAGCUGCUGGCCCCCGGCAGCGGCAGCCCCGAGAUCUGCAUCCACGGCUUGGGCUUGGCCAUCAACCGGGCCAUCAACAUCGCCCUGCAGCUGGAAGCCACCGGCAGCGGUUCGCUGCGCCUGGCGGCCAACACCUCCACCGUGGAGCUCACCGACGUGGCUGAGCCGGAAGGAGACGCCGCCGAGCCGCUCGCCAGGACCCGGAACAACUCCGCCAUCCACAUCCGGGUGUGCCGAGUCGUCCCGGAGUAACCGCCGUUCCGGAUUGCCGGGGAGAGCCUGCCUCUGGCCCUUCCGGAGUCACUGGCGGCGCUUUGCCCACCUGGAAUGAUCCGCACCCUCCACGUGGCAGGGGUGCCAUGCUGUCCCCUAGAGCCAAUUCUGCCUUGCUGGCAAUCCUGGGCUUGCAGUUUGCCCGGUCUGAAGGCCGGCCCAGUGCGACCCAGUCUGCUCUCUCUUGGUUCACCAACGACAACAAAACCACCACCCUGUGGGGCAAGAAGUCCACUCAUGUACUGUACGAGAGCUUUUCUUUUUGGUCUUCUGGCUAAAUCAGGACCCCCCCUCCCUAUUCCUCAGCUGCUUGCUGGGCAUGAAGAUCUCUGUGGGAACCGGAGCUACCCCGCCCCACAAGGCUGCCCUCUUUGGCACCCCGAAACUGAAGUGGAACAAAGGGAUGGGCUCCUGCGCCCUCCGAGGCCUGAUCCAGCUGGUUUCCCUGGCCUAAAAACAUUUCUGUUGCCUGCGCAGGGUUUGCUCACAAGGAAGCCUGGAGGGUUGCUGACUGUGGAGUCCGGAUUUCUUAGUGCUGUGGCUUCUAAAGGUGUCUCCGUGUGCGUGUGUUACGGCAUUUCAGGUUCUAUGUGUGUCUCUUGCUCGGAUCUGGGAAAUAAACAAUUCUCAAGUGUUCUACGAGGAGGAAAGGG